This is a messenger RNA of Rhinopithecus roxellana (golden snub-nosed monkey), 2441 nucleotides long. RefSeq names its product gliomedin (gene GLDN). Gene Ontology annotation, cellular component: cell surface. Bases 51 to 1706 code for a protein of 551 amino acids. NCBI's taxonomy places the organism in Eukaryota, Metazoa, Chordata, Mammalia, Primates, Cercopithecidae. Gene Ontology annotation, biological process: signal transduction. The transcript has 10 exons. The record is from RefSeq and is a predicted model, not a curated record.
UGCCAGGGCCGAAGGCUGCCAAGCCCUGCCCGGCCCGAGGCGCACAGAGCAUGGCCCGAGGCGCUGAGCGAGGCCGUGGGGACGCGGGUUGGGGCCUGCGCGGUGCCCUGGCGGCCGUGGCGCUGCUCUCGGCGCUCAACGCUGCGGGCACGGUGUUCGCGCUGUGCCAGUGGCGCGGGCUGAGUGCGGCGCUGCGGGCGCUAGAGGCGCAGCGGGGCCUGGAGCAGCGCGAGGACAGUGCCCUGCGCUCCUUCCUGGCCGAGUUGAGCCGCGCGCCGCGCAGGGCGCCCGCGCCACCCCAAGACCCGGCAAGCUCAGCUCGCAACAAACGCAGCCACAGCGGGGAGCCGGCGCCGCAUAUCCGCGCCGAGAGCCAGGACAUGCUGAUGAUGAUGACCUACUCCAUGGUGCCGAUUCGAGUGAUGGUGGACCUGUGCAACAGCACCAAGGGCAUCUGCCUCACAGGACCUCCUGGACCACCAGGACCUCCAGGAGCUGGCGGGUUGCCAGGACACAAUGGAUCAGAUGGACAGCCUGGGCCUCAGGGCCCAAAAGGAGAAAAAGGAGCAAAUGGAAAAAGAGGAAAAAUGGGGAUACCUGGAGCUGCAGGAAAUCCAGGAGAAAGGGGAGAAAAGGGAGACCAUGGUGAACUGGGCCUGCAGGGAAAUGAGGGCCCACCAGGGCAGAAGGGAGAAAAGGGUGACAAAGGAGAUGUGUCCAACGAUGUGCUCCUGGCAGGUGCCAAAGGUGACCAAGGCCUACCCGGUCCACCUGGGCCCCCAGGCCCUCCAGGGCCUCCAGGCCCCCCUGGAAGCAGAAGAGCCAAAGGCCCUCGGCAGCCAAACAUGUUCAACGGCCAGUGCCCAGGUGAGACGUGUGCCAUACCAAAUGAUGAUACCUUGGUUGGAAAAGCUGAUGAGAAAGCCAGUGAACACCAUUCCCCACAAGCAGAAUCCAUGAUCACUUCCAUUGGAAACCCAGUGCAAGUGCUGAAAGUGACAGAGACAUUUGGGACUUGGAUAAGAGAAUCUGCUAACAAGAGCGAUGACCGGAUUUGGGUGACAGAGCAUUUUUCAGGCAUCAUGGUGAAGGAAUUCAAGGACCAGCCCUCACUUCUGAAUGGCAGUUACACGUUCAUCCACCUUCCGUAUUAUUUCCACGGCUGUGGGCACGUUGUUUACAACAACUCUCUCUACUACCACAAAGGGGGUUCCAACACCAUAGUGAGAUUUGAAUUUGGCAAGGAAACAUCCCAAACUCUGAAGCUUGAAAAUGCCUUGUAUUUUGAUCGAAAGUACCUUUUUGCAAAUUCCAAGACUUACUUCAAUCUAGCUGUAGAUGAAAAGGGCCUUUGGAUUAUCUAUGCAUCAAGUGUGGACAGCUCAAACAUUCUUGUAGCACAACUGGAUGAGAGGACAUUCUCAGUGGUGCAACACAUCAAUACCACGUACCCCAAAUCCAAGGCCGGCAACGCCUUCAUUGCCCGAGGAAUCCUCUAUGUGACAGACACCAAAGAUCUGAGGGUCACAUUUGCCUUUGAUUUGUUAGGAGGGAAACAGAUCAAUGCAAACUUUGAUUUAAGAACUUCUCAGUCUGUUCUUGCCAUGUUAGCAUACAACAUGAGAGAUCAGCAUUUAUAUUCAUGGGAAGAUGGCCAUUUAAUGCUUUAUCCUGUGCAGUUUUUGUCAGCUACCUUAAAUGAGUGAUGUGCUGCAUUCUGCUCCCUUCAGCAAAUUUCAGGUGUUUUCUGGGACCAAUUCUCUGCCAACAGGAAACUUGUUUUUUUAACGGCAGCCAGAUAUUUAGAACAUAACCUCAUGAUAUAAGUGUUUAUAUGGUCAGUGAGCCCCCCUUAGUGAAAUAGCAACAGAUUGGAAGUUGAAAUGGCUGAAAUGUGGUGAUUUCCCCACAACUGGCUCUGCAAGUUACCUCUUUCUCCUUGGGCCUUAGUUUCCCCAUUGGUAAUCUGAACCAUCUGGCUAAGAUGAUUGGGAAGAUUUUCUCUACCUGUAGGAAAUUUAGUGAUUCUUGGCGGCUUCUCUUUUGACAACUUUUAUGUAUCUGCUUCUGUUGUUUAGCUUUUUUAGCCACAUGCUGACCAAAUUUCCCUUUGAGUUGAGAAGUCCAGUGGCUUGAGUAGUGAAUCCCUCAGUGCUGACUUAGAUCUGGUUCUUUGAAAAGGUGCAUUAAGUCUUUAAAGCAUCUAAAGUAUCACAUUAUCCAUAAUUUAUUGCUUUUCUUUGCAUCUGCACCUGCCACCACAGAAUAACCAUUACCCUCAGCUACUGACUGGGCAGCUCUGAGAUUAGCAAAAGCCAGGGACAGCUACAUGUUCAGGUUUUUUUUUUAAUAAGCUAUUUUAUUUUUCUUUUCUUGUUUCAAAUAGAGAGUCUUGCUAUGUUUCCCAGGCUAGUCUUGAACUCCUGGGGCUCAAGUGAUUC